AGAACACGUGCGUUUUCAGUUUUAGUUGUUUUAGUAAAGUAUGAUGAUGUGUGAGAGCGAUAACGAAAGUGAGAACAAUUUGUCGGCUCACAUUUCUGUUUUUGAGCAACGCGCAUACAUUGAAAUCGAAACGAUUCGUGGUAAAACAGUGCCUGAAAUUCAUGCCGCGUUAAAUGAAGUGUGUGGAACGCAUACUGUGGAUCGUAGUACGGUGCAAAGAUGGCAUCAGCGAUUCCGUGAUGGUCGUAUAAGUAUUGAUAACAACCCUCGCUCUGGCCGACCCUCUACGGUUANGAAUGUUACAAAAUGGUGUGUCCAUAUUGCACGAUAAUGCGCGGCCGCAUAUCGGAGCACCAGUCGUCGCUCUUUUGGAGAAAUAUGGAUGGAAACGUCUCAAACACCCACCGUAUUCGCCGGAUUUAAGUCCCCCGGACUUUGAUUUAUUUCCAAAACUGAAGGAACCACUUAGAGGGAUCCGUUUUUCCAACUUAGAUAUACUAAAUGAAGAAGUGAGCCGAAGGAUCCGUGAACUCAACAAAGAUGGCGUCCUAUGCGGCAUUCAAGCGCUCUCGAAACGAUGGCAAUCGUGUAUAGACAAGCAGGGAGAUUAUAUCGAAGGUCUAUAA
This is a messenger RNA of Cinara cedri, 626 nucleotides long. NCBI's taxonomy places the organism in Eukaryota, Metazoa, Arthropoda, Insecta, Hemiptera, Aphididae. The record is from the annotation of a GenBank genome assembly.